AUGGGGCUCAGGGUUGCACAAAUAGCUAGCGCAGUGCUACUGGUCGCAUCUCUUGCGACAGUACAUGCGCAUGGCGAAGAUGAGACCAUGAUGGACAUGAAUAUGGACAUGGGCAUGGAUUCCCAUGCACCUGUCCAGACAGUGCAAGCUACUGCAGCUCCGACAGCCCAGGCAGAUAACCCUUUGAGCUAUUUCGCAUAUGGAAAACAUUCCAGUUCCAUCAUAGGGCAUAUUGCUCUGAUGGUGAUAGCUUGGUGUUUUGUCCUUCCUGCAGCGACUAUGCUUAGUAUUGCGCGCUCCCGACUGGCCCUUCCUUCCCAGUUCCUCUUCCUGAUCCUUAAUGCCUUCGGUUUGCUUCUGGGGAUAAUCUAUAAUAACCAGACUCCCGAUCUUUACGAUAACAAUGCGCACCACAAGAUUGGCUGGAUAAUAACCUGGGUGAUUACUGCGCAAGUCGUCCUGAGCUUGAUUUUCACCUACGCUGGCCGAGGGAGCUCCAAGGCGAAAUCGGAGUUUUAUGAGCGCGCGGCUUUCUUGCCUGUCUCUACAGAUGAGCACCUGCAUACCUUCCCAUCUGCCCCCAUGCAUGAAUAUCGCUGGUCCCGGGAUAGUGGACAAGGGACUGAGCCCGGAUCUUCAAUUCAUAGCCCUGGAUCACCAUGCGACUCUCCAGAAGACUAUGACGGAUUUGAGAAACCCGAGGAGCCUUUGCCUGCUCAGCCUCCUGCACGAGGCUGGUUCCACAACAGCAUCGUGGGCAAAUUUCUCUCGAAUCGUGUUCCUGGAAUGGUCUCCAGUCGGGUACUCCGGGUCUUCAAUACCAUUUACAAUGUGAUUGACCGAAUCAUCCUCCCGUUUGGAUUUGUCGCAAUUACAACAGGUGCAGUAGCUUACGGCGGUAUUAUGAGAGGUCAUGAGAUCUUCAAUGGUCUGGCGCAUUUCAUCAAAGACCUGGGCUGGGCCUGGAAUAAAAAGCCUAUGACUCCAAUUGUGACCAGCUGGAAGGCCAAGGUGCCCUCCGGAGAAUUUGUGGAGUGUUUGGUCAUCUUCAUCUAUGGUGUAUCCAAUGUGUUCUUGGAGCACCUUUCUAGUUGGGGUAAAGCGUGGUCCGCCACAGAUCUCGAGCAUGUUUCAAUCUCUAUUAUGUUUUUCGGAGGUGGUUUGGUGGGCAUGCUCUUUGAAUCUACACGCAUUCGGGAGGUGCUCAACAACACUGUCCUUCGAUCUCCUGCCCACGGUACUCGUGACGAGGGAUGGCAGCUUCCCAAGUCUCAGAGUGUAUCUUUGAAUCCCAUGCCUGCUCUCAUUAUCCUGCUGCUUGGUAUGAUGAUGGGAUCUCACCACCAGACUAGCAUGACCUCGACUAUGGUACACAAGCAGUGGGGGAACAUGCUGGUGGGCUUUGCCUUAGCCCGUGGGCUGACAUACGUUUUGUUGUUUUUGCGUCCACCAACUUCAUAUCUGCCGGCACGUCCCCCGACAGAGAUCAUUGCCGCAUUUUGCCUGAUGGCAGGUGGACUCAUCUUCAUGCUGAGUACUCGUAAUGUUAUCGAAUUAAUGGAAUUUUACGAGCUUGAUGCCAUGUUUACAUUCACGGUGGGCAUGGGAUUUACAGCUUUCAUCAUGUCCCUCGAAGUGUUGAUGGUCACGCUGAAGGCGUGGGCUGUAAAGCGUGAACAGCGCUCACAGCCUACCUUCCACUUUCCAUGA
Molecule: messenger RNA, 1710 nt
Organism: Penicillium malachiteum
Lineage: Eukaryota; Fungi; Ascomycota; Eurotiomycetes; Eurotiales; Aspergillaceae
Product: Ytp1 family protein
Exons: 5
Coding region: 1-1710 (569 amino acids)
Source: RefSeq, a predicted model, not a curated record